Molecule: messenger RNA, 684 nt
Organism: Adineta steineri
Lineage: Eukaryota; Metazoa; Rotifera; Eurotatoria; Adinetida; Adinetidae
Source: the annotation of a GenBank genome assembly
AUGCACAUGAUGCGAAAACUCGCACCCACCGGAAUCGCUGCUGCUGAAAUUGGCGGCAUGACAAUUCAUUCAUUUUUAGGUGAACAACGUAAUUCGGGAAAGCCGCGCACCAUCAAACCAGGUGAUUCCAAACUUGAAAACCAAUGGAGACUCGUUGAGUAUCUCCUAAUUGAUGAGAUGAGUAUGGUUGGUUUAACUCUACUUGGAAAACUCAAUCGAAUUCUUUCCGCUGCCAAACAUGUCGAUCCUCAAAUUCCAUUUGGUGGCAUAAACGUCAUAUUUUUUGGUGAUUAUUUACAGUAUCGACCAGUAUAUGAUGCACCGUUGUACACUGACUUUUCACAGCCCUUUAAAAACAAAUCAGGUCAAUUACGUAGUGAAAAAGAAAUUCAACAACGCGCUGCACGUUCCCUGAUACUUCAAAUUAACUGUGUAAUCAAACUUAGUCAACAGAUGCGAACAGAAGAUGAACGAUACCGUGAAUUACUCGAACGGUUUCGUCAAGGUGGCUGUAAUUUGCAAGAUUAUGAAUUAUUGUCAACACGCGUCGUUGGUCAGCCAUCGGUUAGUUCUCUUCACGAAUCGCCAUGGAACGAAGCUCCCAUUUUAGCAUAUCGAAAUGAAGUACGAACACAAUUAAACAACAAAGCAGCAGUUCAUAAUGCAGCACAAUCAGGUCACUAG